AUGCCCUCCUCUCCUCCAGCCACCUGGUACACCCCCAACGGCGGCUUCGGUGCCUGCGGCGCCCCCAGCCAGAACAGCGACCUCGUCGUCGCGCUCAGCGCCGACCAGUACGCCGGCGGGGCCAACUGCUUCCGCCACAUCGGCGUGCACUACCAGGGCAAGUUCGUCGACGCGACCGUCGUCGACCUCUGCCCCGGCUGCGCCUCGGGCAGCAUCGACCUCUCGCCCUCCGCGUUCCAGCAGCUCGCGAGCCUCGACGUCGGCCGCAUCCAGGUCACCUGGAACUACGAGUAG
This is a messenger RNA of Epithele typhae, 294 nucleotides long. RefSeq names its product RlpA-like double-psi beta-barrel-protein domain-containing protein-containing protein. Bases 1 to 294 code for a protein of 97 amino acids. The transcript is spliced from 2 exons. NCBI's taxonomy places the organism in Eukaryota, Fungi, Basidiomycota, Agaricomycetes, Polyporales, Epitheliaceae. The record is from RefSeq and is a predicted model, not a curated record.